AUGGCGGAGGUUGUGUGCAAGUGUGGGGAGCGCGCACCGCCUGAUGUGGCUCGCCGUGCUCGCGAGCGCGCUGCUGCUGCUGAGCGGGAUCGCUUCCCUCGUGACAAGCGUGGUCAGGGCGGACGGGAUCCACUUCAGCAGAAGCUCGAUGCGCUGAAGAAGAAGUUCGACGCCUUGGUGGUUAGGGGCGAUGGGAGCAGCUCUCCUACGCCCGCUACGGCUAUUGCUGGCGACAGUAAGGAGACCACGGAGUCCGACAAACUCGAGGAACAUAUCAAGCAGUUGGAGACGUCGCUGGCGUCACGCAAAAUACUUCCUGGAGACAGUGGAAAAGAAACAUGUGAGUCGCUGGAGAAGCAGCUGUCCGAGGCCAAGCGGUCGCUGGCGGCAACCAAACCAGAGCUCACAAAGCAUACGAAUGUUGGUCAUCGGCCUGCCCUGGCAACGACGCGGAGGAGCAAGCUGGAGCAGAACGUGUCCGAACAGUUGGAGAUCCUACGAGCGAAUGAGGAACAUUUCGAUACAUUGCGUGCCCAGAUCAAAGCAGUUGACGAGGCGAUUGCGCUUCUCAACCGCGAGCUGGUCACCACUCUUCCUAUGGCGCUUAAGGUCGCGCUCGAGGUUGACCCCAAUGUCCUGGCGCAGCACCCGCAGGCGGAGUCGCUGAGGGCUUUCAUGGAGUCCGAGACGUUUAAGUGUUUCACCGAGGUCCUUGGGGAGAGCGUCGAGGCCAGGGAGGUCCCGAAGCCAGAGCCCGCGCCCUCGCCCUUUGCGCCGCCUCCUGGCGAAG
Molecule: messenger RNA, 790 nt
Organism: Prorocentrum cordatum
Lineage: Eukaryota; Dinophyceae; Prorocentrales; Prorocentraceae
Source: the annotation of a GenBank genome assembly